AUGGCGUCAGUGAUAUAUAUUCUAUCUCGUGAAAGCAUUUCGCACAAAACUAAAAUUUCUAUCACGCGCUCGAUUAAUAGCGUGUUCGCCUAGCAAUAAUCGCUAACAGUCAGAUAUGAAAUUCUGCGUGAGAUAUUUUACAAAGAGAAUAUUUUCUUUCGGGAAAAAUCGGCGUCCACAUUGGCUCGAAUCGAGCCUUCGAAAAACUCAUUUUCUCUCUCUCUCUUAUUCAGCGAGAUGAAAGUAAUCAGAAUAUUCUCUCUCUCUCUCUCUCUCUCUCUCGAGAAAAAAAAAAAAAAGAAAAGAAAGGAUUGGUGGUUUCUUCUUUUAAAUUCGGAAUCGUUUGGUUCGCAGGCAUUUAACGAAACAGGUGCUGCGGGAGGGGAAGGGAAUGAUUAUCAACGGCUCCCCGGUGAAAUGGCGGAUAAGGACAAGCACUUUGGUAACGCGGUCGCAAACUCGGUGUGCCGGAGAUCUUCGUGCGCAACGAACGCGGGCGCAACGAGUUACCGCAAUGGUGUCGUUUCCUCCUCCGGAACGGUUGACCUGGGUAUCGUAAAGAAGUUCCGGCGAGGUUUCAAAAAUGUUCAGCUUGGUGGGGGCCCACCUCUCUCUCCGCCAGCUAAUGGAGAAUUAAAUUUGCUUUUUUCCUGUUGGACAACAACGUAUUAUAUAAGGAAGACUUAAUAAGGAAGCUUUACCAGAAGAUUGGCAACUAUUUGGUAGUUAAAAAGAUUAAUGAACAUGGGCCCAAAAAUAAAAGAGGAAACAUACAAAGUUACUUGAUUCAUUUGUAAAGAAUAAUCAAUCAAAGGCAAUACGUAUUAAUUUCAUCAUUGAUGGUGCGAACAAACUUAUUACACAACCUAAUAGAUUGUAAAUUAUUGCAUAGGAAUUUGAACGAAGAUUUGUUAAUUAAUUAAAUUACAAGAACGCACUACUCCUUGUUUGAAAUCUGUCUCUGUUGAAGAUGAACGAGAAGAUGAUCGAUAAACCAUGCAGAUCGUAGAUUAUCGCAGUUGGAAUUUGAUAAGGAUUUGUUAAUUCGUGAAUAAUUCACAUCUCGGAAGUGACGCUGACAGCUACUGAAGCCUGAUCUUUGCUUGGAAUUGAGAUUAAUGAAUUAAGAGAGACCUCGUAAUUAUCUGUAACCAGUUGUUCAAGCUGUAUCACGUUAUCGUUUAACCAUAAUUUAAUAAUUUUCACGCGAGGAAAAUAUUCCCCUGUUCAAACAGAUUAAAAGUUAUCAAAGACACUAAACUAAAAAAUAACGUUAAAAAAGAACGUUGUCAAAUUUUGUUUAACUUUUAAUUAAAUCGACUUUCUGUCGCAUGUUCGUCUCAAAAGGGAUCGAGUUAAUCUGAAUCUGGUAGUGAUCUGAAAACCGUGUUUUUAUGACCAAAAGUCAAUUCUUUUUUUCUGUGAAAUAAGGAAGCUUGAAACUCUGGAAUCCAAAAUAUUUUUCAUUUCUGAUAAUCACGCGAACGAGUGGGACGUUGAGAUUCUGAAAAUCAAAGUGAAGGUAAUUACUGAUUGAAUAAUUAGUAAUCAAAUAAUUAUUAAUUAUUAAGAAAAUAUAAAAUAAUAUAAGAAAAUAAUCACCAACAAGUUCCAAAAGAAACGAAUUGUAUACGGUUUAGUCACUCGUUAUGGUCCGUCAACCAGUUGCCAGCGCAAGAGAUUAAGAGGUUAAACGUCACAUCGUUACAUAUUUUUUGACUUGACAACGUUGAAGCUGACGUCGAGAAUUUUUUAUCCCAAAGUUACAAUAUAUUUUCUCAGUUUUAAAUAUAUUUAAAUAUAACCCAGGCAAAACAAAUAAUAAAUUUAUUCAUUACUUUUUAGUAAUAAUUUCUAUCCAAUGA
Heterotrigona itama is the source of this 1865-nucleotide messenger RNA. The record is from the annotation of a GenBank genome assembly. Lineage: Eukaryota; Metazoa; Arthropoda; Insecta; Hymenoptera; Apidae.